GGUGGUGAAAGAAGAGAUCUCUGAUGACAAUGCCAAGCUUCCAUGCUUCAACGGCCGGGUGGUGUCAUGGCUGGUGUCUGCAGAGGGUUCCCAUUCAGAUGCUGGCUCGGUCUGUGCCGAUAACCAGACAGAGCUGCCACCCUCCAUGGAGCGCACAGGAGGAAUUGGAGACUCCAGGCCUCCCUCUUUCCACCCUAACACUGGGGGGAGUCGAGAAAACUUGGACAAUGAGACAGAGACAGACUCAGUGGUGUCAUCCCAAAGGGAACGACCUCGUCGGACCGAAGGGCCUGAGCAUGCACCCAGGGUAAAUGGGACAGUAAAGGGAGAGCGGCGCCGAGACCUGGGCGGCUAUGAGAGCUCCUCCACACUCAUGAGCAGUGAGCUGGAGACCACCAGCUUCUUUGAUUCAGAUGAAGAUGACUCCACCAGCAGGUUUAGCAGUUCAACAGAGCAAAGCAGUGCUUCCCGUCUAAUGAGGAGACACAAGCGACGCCGGCGGAAACAGAAGGCUCCACGCAUUGAGCGGUCAUCGUCCUUCAGCAGCAUCACAGACUCCACCAUGUCACUGAACAUCAUCACAGUCACACUGAACAUGGAGAAAUACAACUUCCUGGGCAUUUCUAUUGUGGGACAGAGCAAUGUGCAUGGGGAUGGAGGCAUUUAUAUUGGCUCUAUCAUGAAGGGUGGUGCUGUGGCUGCUGAUGGCAGGAUUGAGCCAGGAGACAUGCUCUUGCAGGUAAAUGACAUCAACUUUGAGAACAUGAGCAACGAUGAUGCUGUGCGGGUGCUGAGGGAGAUUGUGCACAAGCCGGGGCCCAUCACCCUGACGGUGGCCAAGUGCUGGGACCCCAGCCCCCGGGGCUGCUUCUCGUUACCCAGGAGUGAGCCCAUUCGGCCCAUUGACCCGGCAGCCUGGGUGUCUCACACAGCAGCGAUGACCGGCACCUACCCAGCGUACGGUAUGAGUCCAUCCAUGAGCACAAUCACUUCCACCAGCUCCUCCAUCACCAGCUCCAUACCAGAGACUGAACGCCUCGAUGACUUUCACCUGUCCAUCCACAGUGACAUGGCCACCAUUGUCAAAGCCAUGGCCUCACCAGAGUCAGGCCUGGAGGUGCGUGACCGCAUGUGGCUGAAGAUCACCAUCCCCAAUGCCUUCAUUGGUUCGGAUGUGGUGGAUUGGCUCUAUCACCAUGUAGAGGGCUUUACAGACCGUCGUGAAUCCCGCAAAUAUGCCAGCUAUCUGCUGAAGGCUGGGUACAUCCGACAUACUGUCAACAAGAUCACCUUCUCAGAGCAAUGCUAUUACAUCUUCGGGGACCUCUGUGGAAACAUGGCUAAUCUGUCUCUUCACAAUCAUGAUGGCUCCAGCGGUGCCUCUGAUCAGGACACUUUGGCUCCGCUCCCCCACCCAGGAGCUGCACCCUGGCCUAUGGCUUUCCCAUAUCAGUAUCCACCUCCUCAUCCAUACAACCCCCACCCCGGCUUCCCUGAUCCAGGAUACAGCUACGGAGGGGGCAGUGCAGGCAGCCAGCACAGUGAAGGGAGCCGGAGCAGUGGUUCCAAUCGCAGCGGCAGCGAGAGAAGGAAGGAGAGAGAGAAGACUGGGGAGUCCAAAUCAGGUGGCAGCGGGAGUGAGUCGGACCAC
Nestor notabilis (Kea) is the source of this 1651-nucleotide messenger RNA. RefSeq names its product segment polarity protein dishevelled homolog DVL-3. The transcript has 14 exons. The annotation marks the transcript as partial. Gene Ontology annotation, molecular function: frizzled binding. Gene Ontology annotation, cellular component: cytosol. NCBI's taxonomy places the organism in Eukaryota, Metazoa, Chordata, Aves, Psittaciformes, Psittacidae. Gene Ontology annotation, biological process: intracellular signal transduction; canonical Wnt signaling pathway. The record is from RefSeq and is a predicted model, not a curated record.